Danio rerio (zebrafish) is the source of this 3744-nucleotide messenger RNA. RefSeq names its product zinc finger and BTB domain containing 11 (gene zbtb11). Lineage: Eukaryota; Metazoa; Chordata; Actinopteri; Cypriniformes; Danionidae. Gene Ontology annotation, cellular component: nucleus. The record is from RefSeq and is marked validated.
CACGGUCAAGAACUGACGUUCCCCCUUGGAAAACAUUUCAGAAAUAUCAACCUCGAUACAUUUCUGGAUCAUCCAUGGAAGUGCAAAAGGGCUGAAAAAAUACGUCAUUGAAUUCUGCGCUCGAGAAUACCUCUCAUUGGCCGAUGUGUCUUGUUUUUGUUGCGUGAGCGUCAUUAAUCGGGGUAAUGUCGAGCGAGGAGAGUUAUUUAGCCAUCCAGCGCUACUUGACCGAUGAACGCGAGCCGUACGCGCCGGGCACGCACGGCAACACCAAGAGGAAGAUCCGAAAGGCAGCAGCCUGUUACAUAGUGCGCAAUGGAAUCCUUUACUAUCAGCGUCGGCAGAAAGGCUUGGAUGAGUUCACGGAGCUGGAAGUGGUGCUGACGGCCGACAGGCGGAAGGAACUGAUCACGGAGGCGCACAUCACGUCCGGAGGGGAACACCUCAACCAGCAGCAGACGUGGGAAAUCAUCUCCCAGAAAUACUGGUGGAGAGGUGUGCUGAAGCAAGUGAAGGACUGCAUCAAGGAAUGCAUUCAUUGCCAAACCAAGCAGGAGAAGGGGAGAAACAAUACUGAAGAUGCCCCAAAGCAAACUGCCCGACAAGUUCGACAGAAGAUCUCCUCUGCCUGUGCCAGUGAGGAAGAGGAUGAUGAAAUACAUGAGGAUCUGGAAGAGGAGCAGUCCACUACAGUUGAUAAACAUGAACUGGUUUUUGUGGACAGUAAGGGAAUUGUCAAGCAGUUUUUACAGAAGCAUGGGCAGACAAUGCUGGACAAGCUUAACCUGCAGCGAAUGAAUAAUGAGUUCUGUGACAUCACACUGAUCAUUGAAGGCGAGGAGUAUCGUGCACAUAAAGCUGUCCUGGCCUCCUGCAGCGAUUACUUCUAUGAGCUCUUUGUGGAAAAGGGUGCUGUAUCCAGUCAUGAAGCUGUUGUUGACCUCUCCGGCUUCAGCAAAGCCAGUUUCCUGCCCUUGCUGGACUUUGCCUACACCUCCAAUCUGACCUUCAACUUUUGCGUGAUGGCAGAGGUUGCCACGCUGGCACGCCAUUUAUUGAUGGCUGAAGUUCUUCAGAUCUGUGAGUCUGUGCAUAAGAAAGUGGAAGAGCAGAAGCUGAUGGUCUACCAGAGAGGAGACAUCCACACUGUGCUGCCCAACCAGCCUGCGUCCACUCAGCCAAUCACACCCACUGCUGCUGAAACAUAUGUGGUGACUAUGCAGAGCGACGGCACAGCUGAAGCAGGACAAUCCCUGGCUGUAAUCACAAGUGAAAUCGGCACGGCUGAAUCACUGGCAUUGCUGGCUGGUGCAACUGUAGAUGGAGAAACCAUGACUGUAGUUACUCACAGCGGACAGGCUGGUUCAGCUGAAUCUCUUGCUAUGGUGGCCCAUAGUGGCCAGGCAGAGGAGGGCGAGACCAUGACUUUGGUCACUCACUCUGGGCAGGCAGGUUCGGGUGAGUCCCUGGCUGUUGUACAGGCCUGUUGGUCUGUGGAGGAACCACAGGUUGGUGACACUCCUGUCGUACAGAGCAUGCAAACAGGAGCUUUUCUUAUUAGUGUGGAUCCUGGCAAAACAGGCGCUUCUGAGAUUGUGCAUUUAGCUGCGGCAGCGCCCCCUGCUGUGCAAGAUGAGCCCCAGGCUUCUAAACCCAUACACCAAACUGAGCCACCAGCAGCAGCACCACAGCCAUCCCCUGCACCGCUCAAGAGGAGGCCAGGAAGACCACCUAAAGUGAAGCAACAGGAACCACCACCUCCUCUGCCAUCAGAGGAUGAGCCAAUGGAGAUGGAGGGGGUUGAGGAUGACGAAAAACAAGAGGACGAAUGCAUAGAUCCCAACAAGAGAUACCUAAGGAAACGAUCUGUGAGGGAAGGAGGUUAUGUUCGUCUGCAUAUGGGACUUGAGACUGAAGAAGAGGAGAAAAUCACUUCUCCUCCUGCAAAGAUACCUCAGAAAGGCCUUGCCAAGAGAGGGCGACCAGUUCAGUCUGCGAAGAAGAAUCCUGAGACAGAGUUUUCAGAGACAAACCUGGAGGCUGCUCCCAAUGCAAUAGUGACUUCAGCAAAGGAACCGGAGCCUGUUAUUGUAGAGCAGCCCGAGACUGUGGAAGAGGGUGCUCUGCCUGGAGACCCUGAAGGAGCGGUGGAGGGAGAACAUGCGUGUAAUGAGUGUGGCAUGGUGUUUCAAAGGAGAUACACACUCAUCAUGCAUGCUCUGAAACAUGAGAAGGCUCGCAUCUUCAAGUGCAGCAUAUGCAAUAAGGAGUUCCAGUACGCGGCCUCACUCCGUGCGCAUUUGGCCCGUCACAAGCAUCAAAAGAGCCAGAGAGCCAGUUUGACCCGAGCCAUGGCCACAGAAGAUUCUCAGGGCUCAGAUGAUCAGGCCAGAUUUCGCACCAGACGAGAGUUCGUGUGCGACAUCUGUGGCAAGACUAUGCCCAAGCUGUACUCGUUGCGUAUUCAUAUGUUGAACCACACGGGGGUGAGGCCGCACUCCUGCAAAGUCUGCGGGAAGAGCUUUGCCACCAAGCACAGCCUGAAGAUGCACAGGGCACUGCACGACUCCCUCAAGAGGUUCCACUGCACGGUCUGUGAGAAGUCUUUCGUCACCAAAAGAAGCCUGGAGGAACAUACAAGCAUUCAUACAGGGGAAUCAAAGUACUUGUGCACGACGUGUGGAGCAUCCUUUCAUCGUGCGUCUGGACUGAGCAAACACCUCAAGAAGCAUCAACCCAAACCUGAGGUCCGCUCAUUCCACUGUUCUCACUGCGAUAAGAGUUUCUUUGAAGCGAAAGACCUUCAGCAGCACAUGAACAAGCACUUAGGCCUAAAACCCUUCCAGUGCCAGGUCUGUGGGAAAUGCUACAGCUGGAAAAAAGACUGGUACUCGCAUGUCAAAUCGCACAGUGUUGCAGAGCCCUUCAGGUGUAAUGUGUGUGGGAAGGAGUUCUUUGAGAAGGCCCUGUUCAGACGGCAUGUCAAGAAAGCCACACAUGGAAAGAAGGGCAGAGUGAAGCAGAACUUGGAGAGAGAGUGUGAACACUGUGGGAGGAAGUUCACACAGCUCAGAGAGUACCGCCGCCACAUGAAUAAUCACCAGGGAGUGAAGCCCUUUGAGUGUCUGACCUGUGGCGUAGCAUGGGCUGAUGCUCGUUCGCUGAAGCGCCAUGUUCGCACUCACACAGGCGAGCGCCCCUACGUUUGCCCAUUAUGCCAGGAGGCUCACAUAGACGCCAGAACCCUGCGCAAACACAUAACCAAGUUUCACGGAGAUCAACUGCCUGGCAAGAUCAUGUUGGAGAAGGACACUCUUCAGUUCCACAACCAAGGCACUCAGGUGGAGCACGCCGUCAGCAUCUUGAGCUCCGAGCUUCCUCCUGAACUUCAGCCUCCACAGCCUCCAGCAACAGAGGAGAUCGAGACCGUGCUCAUCACCGAAGAGACGGUGGAGGCCGUGCAGGCCAUGAACGAUGGCGCCGCGGUCACCACUCUCUCUGAUCAGAGCAUCAUGCAGGUGGUCAAUUACGUCCUGGCACAGCAGGCUGCAGUUAAAGUGGAAGAGGCUCCAGAGAUCAUCCAGACCAUGGAGGUGGAGGUGGCGCAUGUGGCCGAGGUGGAAUGAGACAUUGCUUAUUUGGUCUUAUUUUGUGUCAUAAUGUAAAAAAGUGCUCAUUUAUUUUUGUUGUAAAAUGUAAAUUAAAAUAAGCUCAAAGGGUUUUUUCUGAAAACACCCUUGCUUC